AUGUCUGGCUGUCGCGCACCCGCUCGAAGAUUCGCCAUCGCUGCAGUCGCUAUCCUCGUCCUCCUCUUCCCAAAUGACCCCUCCGACCCCCUCUCCUUGACCCCGCUCACCGCGCAAGCAGCCAGCAGCAAGCCAUGGAUGGGCGUAAACCUCGGCGUGGGGCUCUCCUCGAACCCCGUGUCGCUCACGCGAGCCGUUUCCAUCAUCAAGCAGCGCGGCUUCAGUGCCGUCAAGCUCUUCCAGCCGGAUCCGACGGCGCUCAAUGCGCUGGCUGGGUCGGGCCUGCAGGUGAUGACGUGCGUGCCCAACGAGCGGCUCGGGGAAAUCGCCAAGAGCGACUCGGCGGCUCUCGCGUGGUUGGACGCGAAUAUAAUGCCGUUCAUGGCGAAGACUAAUAUUCUCGCGAUUGCGGUGGGGAACGAGGUGAUUUCCCCUGGCAACCCAUUCCUCCGUUCAGUAGUACCCGCUAUGGAGUCACUCUACAAGGCACUCUCGGCUCGCAAGUUACAUCAGAGAGUGAAGGUGGUCACGCCGCAGCACAUGAACUUUCUGCAGAACGCGUACCCGCCGUCGAGCACGCAAGUGGUGCCGAGCGUGAAAGACGAGGUCACCAGGCUGCUAUCCUUCCUCAAACGAACAGGCUCGUACGCCGUGCUGAACGUGUACCCGUUCUUCACACACCUCGCCCAACCAACCAAGAUUCCGCGCGACUUUGUGUUCUUCAAGGGCGGCGCGGGGAGCUUUGACGACAAGGGGCAGCGGUACAGCAACCUGAUGGAGGCCACGAUUGACGGUGCUCUUUGGUCCUUCGAGAAGCUCGGCUUCCCCAACAUGCCCUUCAUCGUCGGCGAGACAGGGUGGCCGAAGGCAGGAGCAGCCAUCGCCUCACCCGCAGCAGCCAAGGAGUGGAACACGGCGCUGGUCUCGUUCCUGCUGUCCGGUCGCGGCACCCCCAAGCGGCGCAACUCGCCCAUCCGCGCGUACCUCUUUGAGAUGUUUGACGAGGACCGAAAAAACACGGCCAUGGGCAAGUUUGAGACCUCGUUUGGGUUGUGCACUAUGCAGGGCGAACCCAAGUACCCUCUCAACGUGCUGGGCGGUGCUGCCAGUGGCGGUAAUGGCAUCAGCGGUGGCGGCAGCAGUGGUGGUAGCAACAAGAAUCGUGGUGGUGGUGGGGGCAGUGGUAGUGGUGGCACCUCCCUCAAAUGGUGCAUUCCGAAGUCGACUGCGACGAAGCAGGCGCUUGGCAACGCGGUUGCGUGGGCUUGCUCUAGCAGCGGUGGUGGCAUGAACUGCGGCGCUCUCAUGGCCAAGUGCCCUGACUCCAGCAAGGCUACUGUCGUUCUCAAUGAGUGGUACCAGCGUAAGCGCCAGCACUCUUCUGCAUGCGACUUUUCUGGCGCUGCGACUACCACCACCAAGGAUCCUUCUCCAUCCUCCCAAUGCAAGAUAAAAGGCAAACUCUGA
Closterium sp. Naga37s-1 is the source of this 1467-nucleotide messenger RNA. The record is from the annotation of a GenBank genome assembly. NCBI's taxonomy places the organism in Eukaryota, Viridiplantae, Streptophyta, Zygnematophyceae, Desmidiales, Closteriaceae.